Corylus avellana is the source of this 1861-nucleotide messenger RNA. Its product is annotated as aspartyl protease family protein At5g10770. Lineage: Eukaryota; Viridiplantae; Streptophyta; Magnoliopsida; Fagales; Betulaceae. Gene Ontology annotation, molecular function: aspartic-type endopeptidase activity. Gene Ontology annotation, biological process: proteolysis. The record is from RefSeq and is a predicted model, not a curated record.
AGCAGCAGCAUAGUUGAGAGAGAGAGAGAGAGAGAGAGAGAGAGAGAGAGAAGGCUAAUUAAGCAAUGACCACUCCCAAUUCCUCCUCCUUCCUUGGGUUUUUCCUCGUGACCACUCUUCUUGUAUUUCUUUCUUCUUCAAAGAAGCUGGGAUUCGCCUUUGCAGGAAGACAGAAAAUCGAGAGCAAUAACCAUCUUCUUCAUCAUCAUACUCAUACUGUGGAAGUCAGCUCUCUACUGCCAUCAACCACUUGCAGCCCUUCUACCAAAGCUCCUAAUGGAAAGGCAUCCUUAAAAGUGGCACACAAAUAUGGUCCAUGCUCCCAACUUCACCAAGACAAAGCGAAAACUCCGACCCAUGCUGAAAUCCUGCAACAGGAUGAGUCAAGGGUGAAGUCAAUCAACUCCAGGCUCUCCAACAAGUUGGCCGGCCGUGGCAACAAUGAUUUGAGGAACUCAGAGGCCUCCACCAAUAUUCCGGCCAAGUCCGGUAGCACAGUCGGCACGGGCAACUACGUUGUGACUAUCGGCUUUGGCACACCCAAAAAGGACUUGACGCUCAUAUUUGAUACCGGCAGCGACAUCACUUGGACCCAAUGUGAGCCUUGCUCCAAAAGCUGCUACCAACAAAAGGAACCAAUCUUCAACCCAUCAGCAUCCAACACUUACACAAAUAUCACUUGUAGCUCAAAUUUGUGCUCUAAGCUCGUUUCUGCAACAGGAGUCACACCGGGUUGCUCAACCUCCACAUGCGUGUACGGCAUACAAUACGGCGACCAGUCGUUUUCCGUGGGAUUCUUCGGCAAAGAGAGGCUGACCCUCACACCAACAGACGUGUUCGACGACUUCCUUUUCGGCUGCGGCCAGAACAACCAAGGCCUCUUCGGCGGCUCCGCCGGGCUGCUCGGCCUGGCCCGUGACCCGCUCUCCUUCGUCCAACAAACCACACCCAAGUACGGCGGCUUCUUCUCCUACUGCCUCCCCUCAAGCUCCAGCUCCACCGGCCACCUCACCUUCGGGAAAGGCAGCGGCGGCGCUUCCAACGCCGUCAAAUUCACGUCCUUGUCGAAAGUCUCAGACAGCACGUCGUUUUACGGCCUCGACACCACCGGCAUAAGCGUCAAAGGAACCUCGCUAGCGAUCUCGCCCUCGGUUUUCUCGGCCUCCGGGACCAUCAUCGACUCGGGGACUGUCAUCACGCGCCUGCCGCCCGCGGCGUACAGCGCGUUGAAGUCGGCGUUUAGGGAGGCGAUGAAAGCGUAUCCUCUAACGGAUCCGCUCUCCAUACUCGACACGUGCUACGAUUUCAGCAAAUACGACAACGUUUCAUUCCCGAAAAUAGCCUUCUCGUUCAGCGGUGCGGCCAAUGUUUUGCUGGACGGGACGGGGGUGUUCUAUUUUACAAAAACCUCGCAGGUUUGUUUGGCUUUCGCCGCUAAUGGUGACGCGAGUGACGUGGCAAUAUUUGGGAAUGUUCAGCAGAAGAGGUUGGAGGUGGUGUACGAUGUUGCCGGAAGGAGGGUUGGGUUUGGGCCUGCUAGUUGUUAGCUGAAAAAGCCUGGGUAAUUAAUCACAAAGAGAAUCUUUGUGAUUAGUGGGCUUAAUUAGCUCUUGUGGGGAAUUAGUAAUAUGGAUUAGGGCUUCAACACUUGCAUACUUAUAACCCAUUGGAAAAAUCAAUGGAAAUAAAUAAAUAAUAUUGCAGUGAAAAGGGGUACGUUAAUUAAAAUAUAUAUUUCAAAAAUGAUGCAUAUACCUAUGUUUCAAUGACUAUUUCACAAUGUUAUUUACAGGAAACACUAUUGUAUGUAUGACUAUUGUAUAAUAUCAUAUCAUGUGUAAAUGGAGUGAGUUUGGAGUUG